Molecule: messenger RNA, 5329 nt
Organism: Xyrauchen texanus (razorback sucker)
Lineage: Eukaryota; Metazoa; Chordata; Actinopteri; Cypriniformes; Catostomidae
Product: leucine-rich repeats and immunoglobulin-like domains protein 3
Exons: 19
Coding region: 203-3448 (1081 amino acids)
Molecular function (GO): protein binding
Source: RefSeq, a predicted model, not a curated record
AUGCUGCUCUGAUUCCAGCGCGAUGGAAAAACAAAGUUGGUGAAAGUUUCUCGCAGAGAUGUUGCGGACGGGGAGGUGCUGAUAUAUGCACGAUUAUGCGUGAUAGUAAACACGAAAAAGAGAUUAUCUGAACUCGCUGAGGACUCAAUAGACGUACGGGAUUUGAACUUUUAAGGCUUAUUGUGAGAAUCGGACGGUGAAAAUGUCGCAUGUGAACCUCGCGCUGCUGUUAUUUCUCUGCUCGGGGUUGAAAGUGAUUCACGGAGACACGGAUCUUUCGGAACCAGAACCCUGUCUGUCUGUGUGCUCGUGCGUUGGAUCUUUAGCGGACUGUAGUCGAUUAAAACACGGCAGAAGUUUGGAGCGGCUCCCCGCGUGGAUCACCCAUCUGGAUCUGAGUCAUAACAAGUUACACACAUUUCCUGAAGCGCUGACCGCCAGUCUGUCAUACCUCCGUGAAAUAAAGCUAAAUAACAACGAGUUUGAGUCGAUACCAGAUUUGGGGCCAAAUGCAGGAAACCUGAGCAGUCUCAUUCUAGCAAACAAUAAAAUCUCGAGGAUAUCAUCAGAGCGGCUCAGUUCGUUGGUUGCCCUGGAAACACUGGACCUUAGCAACAAUAAUAUUAUGGAAGUGCACACCGGGGCUUUCCCUCCUCUACCUCUUCAAAACCUGUUCAUGAAUAAUAACCGCAUUUCCACGCUGGAGCACGGCUGUUUCGGUAAUCUGUCCAGCUCAUUAUUGGUGUUAAAACUCAACAAAAACCGUCUGAACUCCAUUCCUGCUAAAAUCUUCCAGCUCCCUCACCUGCAGCACCUGGAGCUGAGCAGGAACCGCGUGAGGCGUAUAGAGGGUUUGACGUUUCAAGGGCUGCAUGAACUCCGCUCGCUGAAGAUCCAGAGGAACGGCAUCACGCGACUGAUGGACGGAGCGUUCUGGGGUCUCAGUAACAUGGAGCUCCUGCAGUUGGAGUAUAAUAACCUGACGGAGGUGAGUAAGGGAUGGCUGUACGGUCUCCUCACGCUGCAGCAGCUGCAUCUGUCACACAACACCAUCAGUCGCAUUAAACCCGACGCAUGGGAGUUCUGCCAGAAGCUCGCUGAGCUUGAUGUGAGCUGGAAUCAUUUGACUCGUCUGGACGAGGGCAGUUUCGUUGGACUCGGUGUUCUCGAGCAGCUUCACAUCGGAAACAACCACAUCAGUUUCAUCGCAGACGGCGCGUUCAGAGGCCUGAGCAACCUUCAGACACUAGAUCUGAAGUAUAACGAAAUCUCGUGGACGAUCGAGGACAUGAACGGCCCUUUCUCGGCUCUCGGCAACCUGAGGAAACUGUUCCUGCAAGCCAAUCAGAUUCGAUCGGUCACCAGGAAGUCCUUCACAGGUCUGGAGAUGUUGGAGCAGUUGGAUUUGAGUAACAACGCCAUCAUGUCGGUGCAGGCCAACGCUUUCUCGCAGAUAAAGAAACUUACAGAGCUGCACCUGAACACGUCCAGUCUGCUGUGUGACUGCCAGCUCAAGUGGUUUUCUCCAUGGGUGGCAGAACAUGCAUUUGUUCCUCUGGUGAACGCCAGCUGCGCUCAUCCACAUCUGCUGAAGGGCAAAAGCGUCUUUGCCGUCGCUCAGGACGAGUUUGUGUGCGAUGAUUUCCCCAAACCUCAGAUCACCGUUCAGCCCGAGACACAAGCUGCCGUCAAAGGCACAAACGUGACGUUUGUGUGUUCGGCUGCGAGCUCCAGCGACUCUCCGAUGACCUUCGCCUGGAAGAAAGACAACGAGGUGUUGAACGAUGGAGAGAUUCACAAUCAGGCUCACCUGAGGUCACAGACGGGAGAGGUCAGCGAGGUCACGGAAUACACCACCACCCUGCAGCUCCGUAACGUGGAGUUCACCAGUGAGGGCAAAUACCAGUGCGUCAUCUCCAAUCACUUCGGAUCAUCCUACUCCACCAAAGCCAAACUCUCCGUCAACAUGCUGCCGUACUUUACCAAAAUGCCGAUGGAUCUGACGAUCCGCGCGGGAGCCACGGCGCGACUGGAGUGCGCCGCGAGUGGACAUCCGUCGCCGCAGAUCGCUUGGCAGAAAGACGGCGGAACGGAUUUCCCAGCGGCUCGUGAGCGACGAAUGCACGUCAUGCCGAAAGACGACGUGUUUUUCAUCAUGGACGUUAAGGCGGAGGACAUCGGCGUGUACAGCUGUACGGCUCAAAACACAGCUGGGGCGAUAUCCGCUAACGCUACGCUAACUGUGUUAGAAACUCCGUCGUUCUUGCGUCCGCUGAUGGACCGUACGGUAGCUAAAGGUGAGACAGCGGUGUUGCAGUGCAUCGCCGGCGGCAGUCCUGCUCCGCGGCUCAACUGGACUAAAGACGAUAACCCGCUCGUCGUCACAGAGCGACACUUCUUUGCCGCAGGAAACCAGCUGCUGAUCAUCGUAGAUGCCGCUGGGGGAGACGCGGGGACGUACACGUGCGAGAUGUCCAACCCGCUGGGCACAGAGCGCGGGAACGUCCGUCUGGCCAUCCUGCCCAAUCCCAACUGUGACUCCGGUUCGGCAGGGGGGGGAGCGGUGGGGUCACGCUCGGGUGAGGAGGAUGGCUGGACGACGGUGGGUAUCGUGAUCAUUGCGGUGGUGUGCUGUGUGGUGGGCACGUCUCUCGUGUGGGUCGUCAUCAUAUAUCACACACGCAGACGCAACGAAGACUGCAGCGUCACCAACACAGAUGAGACUAAUCUCCCGGCAGACAUCCCGAGCUACCUCUCAUCUCAGGGGACUCUAGCCGAGCGGCAGGAUGUUUAUAUUCCAUCAGAGAGCGGCAGCAGUCAUCAGUAUAUCGGCUCAUCCAUGGGAGGAUUUUACAUGCCGCCUAAAGACAUGAACAGUCUCUGUCAUCUGGACACAGGAAGUGAGGUGGACAUGGAGGCGGCGAUUGAUCCUCUGUUGUGUCAUUAUCAAGGGCCGGUCGGAUCUCUGCUGAGACGAGGAAACCGCUACAGUCCAGAUCUGCCGGAUAUAUACACAGGCUGUCCGUCAGAGCAGCGCUCCGUGUCCAGAGACUCCUACAGCACUUCCUCCAGGAGGAGAGAUCUGUACGCCUGCACCGGCGAGCCGUUUGAUCACAUGAUGCAACCACCUGCCACUGGACUACACCUGCAGACAGACACUUCCUGUCCUGAGGACUGUGAGCGGGGAGAGUGUGUGCUGUCCAGAGGCUCUUCCGGCUCUUAUAUGGGUACGUUUGGAAAAGCCCCGUGGAGGCCACAGCAGGAGCCGAGCUCUCAUAACAGAGUCAUUCUACAUGAGAAUCCAUACGCUGACCUCCAGACCGACUCGGACCUCGAAGACGAGCACACGGGACGCGUCAAGGCAGAACUGGAUGCUAGUGUGUAUGAACAGCCCUUCGAUAAUGGCAGGACAAUAGAGAGCUUUUUUGCGCCGCAGCUGGCGUCUUAGCAACGCCGAUCACGUGACUUUACAAUCCAAUCCGUUCCGUUCCUUCAACCCGAGAGCGACCAAAAACUCUAAACGUUCUACCUCAGAAAGGAGCUUCGCCUGAAAGUAAACGGAGACACAUGGAAUCGCAAGAGAAUGAUUGAGAGACACUUUUGUACAAAAAAAAGAAUAUGUAAAUUUUAUAUACAAAAUUAUUAUAUUUUGUGAAUUGUGUAAAUAUGAUCCAUUCAUUUUCAGACCAUUGUUCCUUAAAGGAAUAUUCCGGGUUUAUUACAAGUUAAGCUUAAUUGACGGCAUUUGUGGCAUAAAAAACGCAAAUAUUAAUGUCGACUCGUCUCUCUUUUUCUUUAAAUGUGUGUUCCAGUGAGACACUUAUAAUGCAAGUCAAUGGGGUUUAAUCUGUAAACAUUAAAAUACUGUUUCACAAGUAUAGACACAUAAACAAUAUGUGUGUUAACAUGAUUUUACUGUCAUAUAAUCACUUAUUAACCACAUCUGUGUGAAGAUAUAGACGAUUUUACAACUUCGCCGGAAACCCUAAAACAGCCCUAAAAACCUUUAAAUCGUCAAAAUAUAAAUAACCAAAGUCUGGACUAAAUAGGUAUCAUUUUAAAGCUUAUAGAAGCUUGAGAUGUGACAUUAUGACCAAAUCUGAGCAAGUGCUUUGAAAUUUGCAGACCAAUCAGAAGUGUUACGUUUUUAUCAUUUAUAAAUAAUUUCGCACUACACAAAUUAUAACGAUUAGUAAAAACAUCAAACUGAUCAAAUAUUCAUGUGUCAUAUGUUGUUGGAAAGAUCUCAAAGAGUAAAAUACAACCAGACUAUUUGUUUUAAUCACAGAUAAAAAUAUAGCGAGUAACAGCUAAAUAUAUGUCUUUAACUAUUAUGUUGGUGUUGCUUAUAUGCCGCGUUUUCCCUUAUAAUGUGACUAAAAAUUAACGGAAUAUAUAAUAUCCCAUAUCAUUAUUUAGAGUCUGUGAUUAUCUUUCAAACGAGUCCACACACAAGAUAAUCAGAUGUAUAGAUCAUUAGAUAAUCCACAUGAAGCACAAUGUUACAUAUGACCACCAGGAGAUGGCGCCAAAUACACGACACAGACUCAAUGAUGACUCAAAUGACACAGAAUGAAACUCAUUCUGUGAAAUCUCAUGACUAAAAUCAUGUCUGCAUGCUAUGCAAACCUUUAGUCAUUGUUGUGUUUGCAUGUGUAAUUAGUUCUUAUGUACAAUUAUUAUCUUUUAUUUGUUUGGAGAUGUUUUUGGACACUAUGAUGCAUUAUAUUUUAAUCGCUUUGAUUUAAACACUUAAGUGUUUCUCAGAUACAGUCGACAUGAUUGGGAACAAAACAAAAGAGUUUUUCAGAGCCACCUUAUUUAUACUCAGAGAUUUAUAAUGUCAAAUCAGAGUCGAAAUUCAUUUUUGUGCUAAUCAACAUUAUUCCACUAAUUCUGUCGAUUGACCUUAACUUGUAUUGAACCCGGAAUAUUCUUUGACGUAUAUGCCUAUUGUGUGCAGACCGAAGUCAGAUGUGACUUUUUAUGUAAAUAUGCCCGUUUUUACCACCUCACCAGUUUGCUAAUGACAGAAACAGUCUAAAAAUGAGCUAUUUUUGUGUGUAAAUUCUAAUUAAUUUGAAUUUGUUCACACAUCAUCUGCCACGGGCUUAAAAUGCCCCUUUGAACGCUGUUUCAGGUCUGUUUAUAAUGUUUAUUCCGCUUUUAGCUUUGAGUAAAGCACCUGUUUGCACAAACCAGCACACAAUAAACACUCCCGUAAGCUGCUACACAGUGAACAAGAGUGUGAGUUUUAUCUGCAAGUCUGUCACAUCUGUUUGUGUUCAUGGUAAGACCUAAAUAAAAUGCAUUCAGCUUUGGAAAGUUC